UGACGAUAACAGUACCAUAACCUUCCCGCUUGCUUUGUUUCACUUUGUUUUGUUGUCGAAUGCUUUGUUGAUGUUGAUUCGUAGAGCUAUUUUUUAAUUCGAUUACUAUAGCGCUAUGCGCUUGUUUAACAAUUUUUCAAUAGUUCUAUCGGUUUAACCCUCAAUUCGAGUCAAAUCAUGGAAUACUCAUCGCCAAAUACGUUCAGACAUCCUCAGAACAAGAUGAACUCACCUUUUACAACUCCACCUGAUCUUGGGCCAGUCACCUACGGCAGUCCUGACUUCAAACCUUUCAGCUACAGCAGCCCUGAUUUCAAGCCGUACAGCUACAGCAGCCCGGAAAAUAAGUUCAACAAACGAGGCCGUAACUCUAGAUAUUACAAUUCGAGUUACAACACGCCUCAGAAACAUAGAAGGAACAGGGGUAAUUAUCACCAUCAUGGAAGGAGGUCGAACGAAGAUACAGACAUUUCUCAAUUCGUGCACAAGUCGAUGGUCGAAGACCCAUGGCAGAAACUCGAAAAGCUCCUACAAGAAAAGGAAAGCGCCAAGUCGAACGGACAAAAUGUAAGCAACGAAAGCAGCAGUUUGCCUACUGGGACGUUGGACUCUCCUUCAUCUAACAAACCGAAGGAUGAAGAUGAAUCAUCAGUGAAGAAGGUUAAAGAAGAAUCGAAGACAGAUCAGUCUGCUUAGUACAAUCUAGGACAUUUUAUUCUUUAUUAUUGUCUUUUUGUAAAACAAUUUUGUACAAAUUUGUGUAAAU
Cimex lectularius (bed bug) is the source of this 766-nucleotide messenger RNA. RefSeq lists its product as uncharacterized. The record is from RefSeq and is a predicted model, not a curated record. Bases 178 to 696 code for a protein of 172 amino acids. The transcript has 2 exons. Lineage: Eukaryota; Metazoa; Arthropoda; Insecta; Hemiptera; Cimicidae.